Molecule: messenger RNA, 780 nt
Organism: Closterium sp. Naga37s-1
Lineage: Eukaryota; Viridiplantae; Streptophyta; Zygnematophyceae; Desmidiales; Closteriaceae
Source: the annotation of a GenBank genome assembly
AUGUCAAGCCCAUACGCACCUCUUCUCAAGUGGCUCCACCGCCCGGCCGCUCGCCCCUCCCACCAGCGCGGCCACCCUGUCUUUCCUCUCCUAGGCAUUGGGCCCUUCCUGCCUCACUGCCCCUCCCUCCUCGCACGCCCAAUUGUUUUUCCCACCCGCCCUUGCUUCCCGUUUCCUAACAGGGAUGAGGUGGGGGUUGAGGGCGCGGCGGGGGAGGGCGUGGCCAGGGAGGGCGUGCGUGUGCGGGUGAGGGGCAGCGCAGUCGAUCUGGCGUCCAUGGGGGGGCUCUUCCUCAGAGAGCGGGUCAGCUGGGGCCAGGAAUGGGUGGACCAAUUGCGAGCUGACACGUGGAUGCAUGCCUUCAGCUUCACCGGAGCACAGCAGCAGGAGGCAGGGAGGGAGAGGCAGGGUUGGGAUGAGGGUGGCGACAGGGGCAACAGCGACAAAGAUGUGAAGAGCGGAGGGGUCAGUGCUGCAGGUUAUGCUGGUGCUGCACCACAGGAGAGGGACACUGGGAAUUCAACGGCAGAGGGGGAAAGUGCUGGGACUGCAAUGCGAGAGGGAGGGAGUGCAGGGAGUGCAGUAGAUAGUGGUGACAGCGGUGCUGUUGACGUCUUCCAAGUGUUGCUCGACGCCAGCCACGGCACCGCAGAGGUGCUUGUGGAGCUGCCUCUCCGUGCGCACUCAGGCUCACAGCCCCGGUGGGUGCUGGUAAAGCUGCUCCUCACUGUCGCCGACCAAGCGCCCAAUCGCCUCCUCGUUCGUGUGCCUGCUGGAUAA